Poecilia latipinna (sailfin molly) is the source of this 3398-nucleotide messenger RNA. Its product is annotated as protein CYR61-like. Gene Ontology annotation, molecular function: integrin binding; heparin binding. The transcript is spliced from 6 exons. Gene Ontology annotation, biological process: cell adhesion; signal transduction; positive regulation of cell differentiation. Lineage: Eukaryota; Metazoa; Chordata; Actinopteri; Cyprinodontiformes; Poeciliidae. Bases 676 to 2067 code for a protein of 463 amino acids. The record is from RefSeq and is a predicted model, not a curated record. Gene Ontology annotation, cellular component: extracellular region.
AUUUUAUCCAAACCUGAAAUUAUAUAGGUUUUUUACGUUAUGUGCUGGGAAAAGGUCAAAGUAAUAAUACAUAGAACAGAACACUAGCUUUGAAAACCUCUGCAUAUCACAUUUCUUUCAUCAAAAAGGGGUCUCUGUGUUGGGGCAGGUGUGGCUGGAAACCUGCGGUUUGAAUAAGGCAAAGGGGGAGAGGAGAGGGAGGAGGCCAACAUAUGUUCUGCUCCUGCAACAAUAAACCUGUUUCCCAGCUACACCAUUCUUUCCAAGUCAUCUUAAAUGUAUUAUUCCCUAGUCAGCAUGAUGUGGUGAGAAAUAAUGGUCAGAAACAGUCGGCCCAGCAAAAAUCCAGAUGAAACAUUCAAGCAAAGCAAUUUAAAAAAAAAAAAAAAAAAAACUAUGGGAACGCGUUUUCUCUCACCAUGCAGAGCACAAAGAGUAUCCUCACUGCUGCUAUUAUUGAAUACACUCCACUUAAGCUUUCUGCUCUGGCAUGAAAUUUGUCAAGGGAAAACGGAGCAGAUGUUCUCCUCCUUGCUCUCCCCUCUCAGAGGUGGAGGUCCUCCUUAAUGUUACCUUGUCUGGCCUUGCAGAAUGAGUAUAUUUACUCUGAAGGGUGGAGGCCGCAUAAGCAGGAAUGUGACUUGAAAGCGACCGCUACGUUUUAAUUUUUAACUCAUGAAGAAAAUACCUAGCAGCUCUGGAGGUUUCAUGAAUGGCUGCAUUGAUCACAAGCCCCGCCCACCGACCUAUCAGAAAGCGAGCCGCGUGGGGGAAACCACGCCCACUGUCAGUAUAAAACGGGAGGUUGACGGUCUGAAGCCAGGAGAAAAGGAAACGCACGGAGAGAAAGAAGUUAUAAGAUACCGGAGGUUGUUUUUAUUUCACGUGUAUCUCUAUUUUAAGACGUUUUCCAAACUAAUAAUGACGUUUCUGACCUACGUGACUCUAAUAACAGCAGUCGCCAUGACACAGGUGUCUGCUAGCUGCCCAGCUGUGUGUGAAUGCGCUGCGCAGCCCCCUGCUUGCCCUCCAGGCGUGAGCGCCGUGCCAGACAGCUGCGGCUGCUGCAAGGUGUGCGCCGCACAGCUUAACGAAGACUGCAGCCACAUGAAGCCCUGCGACCACCACAAAGGGCUGGAGUGCAAUUAUGGCAACGACGUGACAGUGGCCUGGGGCGUCUGUCGAGCAAAAUCAGAGGGACGUACAUGCGAGUACAAUAACAGGAUCUACCAGAAUGGAGAGAUCUUCCAUGCAGGCUGCAAGCACCAGUGUUCCUGCAUAGAUGGAGCUGUCGGCUGCACGUCGCUCUGCAGCAACAAGCUGCCUGCUGCCUCACCAUCCUGCCCCUUCCCUCGACUGGUCCGGAUCCCGGGACGGUGCUGCUUCAGUGUGGACUGCAACAAGGACACCUGGCUUCUUCCACCUAAGCACCAGAUCCCUCCUUUACAACAGCAUCUGCCCAGACCUCGGUACCAUGCAGUCACUCAAGGGGCUCAGAAUGAGGUGAUCCUGGAUGACGGCAUCACACAUGUCAAGACAAACGGCUGGGAAAACCGACAGGGCUACAAACACAUGCCUGUGUGGGGCGCCAUGAAGGAGAAAAAAUGUCCAGUCCAAACCACUGAGUGGUCCCAGUGCUCACGAAGCUGCGGCAUGGGCAUCUCCUCUCGCAUCACCAACGAGAACCUGCAGUGCAAACUGGAGAAGGAGACGAGAAUCUGCACCAUACGGCCGUGCCGCAGUCUGACCGUCCCAGCCAAGAAAGGUAAGCACUGCUCCCCGACGCAGAAAGCCCCAGAGCCCGUCCGCCUUUCCUACGGAGAGUGUCAAAGCGUUCGUCUGUACCGACCGAACUACUGCGGCGUGUGCACGAACGGCCGCUGCUGCUCGCCGCGCCGUACGCGCACCGUGCCUGUGACCUUUGUCUGCCCGGACGGCGAGCGCUUCCGGAAGCCCACCAUGUUCAUCCAGUCGUGUAAAUGCAGCCGUGACUGUGGCCACCUCAACGAAGCGGCACUGCCUCCACAGCACUGGAUGUACGGCGACACACACAAGUUUAUUGAUUAGCCUGGAUGUGAGGAUUGUCGUUUGGAAAAUCAGCUCAGAGGAGGAACCUUCCGAGACAAGGAGCCGCUUCUCUGCUUCUGCCUCCAAAAUGGAGAAGACAAAAGGCAAGAUGCACUGCCAGGAUUAUUAGUCACUACCUGAAAGCAACCCACAUCGUUUAGUGCGACCAGAGUGGAUUGUACACUCGCCUGUUCUUGUUUAAGCCUGACGAGGGACCUAAAUUAGAGCCCUGAAAUCCCCAGCCGUUCUGCACUCUGCGCUGAUUGCAGGUUUCAUUUAUGGAAGAUGAAACGCUUCGAUCGGCCAGAGGAGAAACUCUACACAAGCAACAAAGCACUUUACUUGGCAUGGACAUUUCUGACCGUCAUGUAGCGCCAGUGAAAGGGAAUCUUUAGUAUCACUGGACGUCUUAUAACCCACUGACUACUCAGUGACAACCAAAGGAAAAUAACAGGCUGUUUUGUAUUUAAAUCUACAAUGUCAUGCAUUAGGUGGAAAGGAAAAAUCUGUAAAAAAAAAAAAAAAACAGGCACUAUGUGCACAUAGUGACUUGGUUUACUUGAAAACCUGAAGUCAGGUUAAAUAAGUAAAUGUUUCAAUUCCAAAGAAUUCAGCACGAAAUGAACCAACAAUGAGUGAGAUAAAUAAAUUUCAUUCACAAAUAUAUCAGUUAUAUUAUACGACGAGUAUUAUUAGACCUACACUAAAAUAUUUAAAAUACAAUUAUGAGAAGUCAUAUUAAGAUAAAGUCAUACACAAAUAGUCAUAAUAACGUCAGGAUAAAUAUGCUGUUUUAUAAGAAUAAAAUUAAACUCCUGCAGUUUUUCUUUUAUUUUCUUAAUAGUCGGCCGUAAAUAUUUUUUCCUCUAGACUCCUAUUUGGAUGGAUACUUUUAAACUAAGAUACAGAGUAAAGUUUGUCUAUUUCUGUCAGUUCACACUCAACACAAACAUAAAUGUCUUUAAAUAAACUGAGACGGGUUAAGUUCAGGGUCAUUCAGCAUGUUUUAUCUGAUUCAACCCAGUUUUGUGAGAUAUUUUGCAAAUAUUCAGCUUGUCAGUUUGAGGUGAAGUUAAUUAGGAGGUAGUCUCCUUUUCCAGCCCAUGUGUAUGGCUUAAAAAUUCAGUUGAAGUUGACAUAUUGACUUUUGCAGCAGGAGUUUUUCUCGUAGUUGACAGUGAUUUAAAACUAGCUUCAGCGCCAAUAGAGAUUAUUCUUCCAGUACUUUCUUUUUCACGAUGGUUGCCGAGUUGUUUUGAACAUCCUAACCAAAUUUCUUUCACCUGAAGAAAGAGAUUUGGUUCAGAAUAAAGUUCCAUUUCAUCCAAUUA